Humulus lupulus (European hop) is the source of this 1179-nucleotide messenger RNA. RefSeq lists its product as uncharacterized. The transcript is spliced from 3 exons. Lineage: Eukaryota; Viridiplantae; Streptophyta; Magnoliopsida; Rosales; Cannabaceae. The coding region runs from base 1 to 1179 and encodes 392 amino acids. The record is from RefSeq and is a predicted model, not a curated record.
AUGAUGACUUCUUAUUUCAGUGGCUGGGACUAUUAUACAAGACCAGCUUCUGAAGGAAGAAUUCUUCUAAUUUGGCAGGGGCUUAGUGUUUCUGUUGAGGUUUUGAAGGAAACCACUCCUUGGCUUGUGGCUGGGGACUUUAAUGCGGUUUUUGAGGUUACUAAUAGAGUUGGUGGUCAUAACAUUACUGCCCUGGAAUUGGUGGAUGCUCAAAAAUGGAGAGCCUUAGGGUUGGUUGAUGAGAUGCGCACUAGAGAUUGGUUGGACUUAUUCCCUCAUGCUGAAGCUGUUGUUAACUGGGAAAUGCUAUCUGAUCAUUGCUUUUGCAUUAUCAAAUCUGGAGCUGCCUUGAACUGUGGUGUCAAACCUUUUAUAUUUUUUAAUAUGUGGACUGAUCAUGAUAAUUUUAAAGAGACAGUGAUGCAGAGCUGGUGCAAGCCUAGUAAGGGUUAUGGUCUGGAAAGAAUAAUAAGGAAAUUGGGUAGGCUCAAGCAUGUCCUACGCAAGUUUAACAAGAGAACUGUGGGUGAUGUAGUGCAGAACUAUACUAUAGCUAAGGAGAACUACCAAGCUGCUCAAAUUAAUCUUCAAGGUGACCCUCACUCAACAGAUUUGCAAAGAGAGGAAAGGUUAGCUGGUGAGAUAUUCUCUAAUCAUGCUAGAAUAUAUGACAACUUUCUUAGACAGAAAAGUAAAGUUAAUUGGCUUCGUUAUGGUGAUGAUAAUACGACAUACUUUCACGCUUGUUUAAAACAGCGAAGGGCUUCUAAUCGUAUCACUUCUUUUGUUAAUGAGACUGGACAGUUAAUUGAGAGGUUUGAGGAUGUAGUGGCUCACUUUGUGAAUCACUUUCGAAAAAUUAUGGGAAGUCAGAGUAAUGCCUCGGUGCCUAUUCAGAGGUCUUGUUUCAGAUAUGGUAAUAGUUUGUCUUUGGACCAGCAGAUUUGUUUGAUAAAGCCAUUUACUAAAAAGGAAGUGGAAGAUGCUUUGUUCAGUAUUAGUCCAAUUAAAAGUCCGGGUCCUGAUGGGUAUGGAUCAGGUUUUUUCAAAGUCAUGUGGAAGGAUGUGGGAGCAGAAAUUUCAAAGGCCAUUUUAGAUUUAUUUGAUCGGGGUCUGCUGCCUGAAGAGUUUAAUAAGGCAACAAUUUCUCUGAUUCCUAAGAUUGAAACCCCCACUUAG